CAACAGCUGCCGGACGCCGGGCUCUGCAUGCAGGACAGCGACUGCGCCAAAGGGAAAUACAGCCGCCAGGGACAAGGGCUCAUGACGGGCAAGUGUGUGCAUUUCAACAGCUCUGUGAAGACCUGCGAGAUCUUUGGCUGGUGCCCCGUUGAAGUUGAUUACCAUGUUCCCAGCCCUGCCCUGUUGUCAGAAGCAGAGAAGUUCACCUUGUUCAUCAAGAACAGCAUCACCUUCCCCAGGUUCAAGGUGUCCAGGCGCAACUUGGUUGAGAGCGUUACCAAAGAGUACCUGAAGAAAUGCACCUAUCACAAAGUCACCGAUUCCUUAUGCCCCGUGUUUGAGCUGGGAUACGUAGUGAAGGAAUCGGGUCAGAAUUUUACCUUCCUGGCUGUUAAGGGUGGAGUGGUGGGCAUCACCAUCGACUGGAACUGUGACCUCGACUGGCCCAUCCGGUACUGCAAACCCAUCUACCAGUUCCAUGGACUUUACAACGAUGACAGUAACGUCUCACCGGGCUUCAACUUCAGAUACGCAAAAUACUACAAAGAAAAUGGGAUGGACAAGAGGACGCUCUACAAAGUGUUUGGGAUCCGGUUCGACAUUUUGGUGAAUGGCAAGGCAGGCAAAUUUGACAUCAUCCCCACCAUGACCACAAUCGGCUCCGGAAUUGGUAUUUUUGGAGUGGCCUCUGUCCUCUGCGACCUGCUCCUGCUGCAUUUUCUCCAAGGACGGGACUAUUACAAGCAGAAGAAAUUCAAAUACGCGGAACCGGAGCCUUCAAAGUCGCACAAGAAGGCGAAGGAGCUGGACAACUCGCAGUGA
Molecule: messenger RNA, 822 nt
Organism: Pterocles gutturalis (yellow-throated sandgrouse)
Lineage: Eukaryota; Metazoa; Chordata; Aves; Pterocliformes; Pteroclidae
Gene: P2RX1
Product: purinergic receptor P2X, ligand-gated ion channel, 1
Exons: 9
Biological process (GO): response to ATP; monoatomic cation transmembrane transport
Cellular component (GO): plasma membrane; nuclear inner membrane
Molecular function (GO): ATP binding; purinergic nucleotide receptor activity; extracellularly ATP-gated monoatomic cation channel activity
Source: RefSeq, a predicted model, not a curated record